Molecule: messenger RNA, 3512 nt
Organism: Scheffersomyces amazonensis
Lineage: Eukaryota; Fungi; Ascomycota; Pichiomycetes; Serinales; Debaryomycetaceae
Gene: ISW2
Product: DNA translocase
Exons: 2
Coding region: 30-3455 (1141 amino acids)
Biological process (GO): nucleosome organization; regulation of transcription by RNA polymerase II
Cellular component (GO): nucleus; chromatin
Molecular function (GO): DNA binding; histone binding; nucleosome binding
Source: RefSeq, a predicted model, not a curated record
CAGUAACCUUAUAGAGUGUAGUCAUUAGGAUGGCAGCGAAAAGAAAGAAUGCUGAGAGGAGUAGUGUGUCAAUUACCGACUUCUUCUCAACGAAUGGAGAGGGCAUUAAGAGAGUGAAGGUUCAGAAAAAGGUUGAGAAGAAAGUAGAGAAAGUAGAGAAAGUAGAGAAGGUAGAGAAUCAAGAGAAUGAAGAGAAUGAAGAGAAUGAAGAGAAGGCACAAGUAGAGGUAGAUGCCAAAGCGAGUGAAGUGAAAGUUAACGAACCUGAAGUUAUAGAAAAUCAGGCGAAAGAAGAAGACUACACUAAAGAAAUUAGAAAUAUACUAAAGAUGGUUGCCAGAUCAAAUCGUCGUAAGACUUCUAUUAAAGAUGAAUCAGAUAGUGAUACUAUAAAGGAAACUGCUCAACAAAGAAGAGAUCGAUUUUUAUUAGAUUGUGAUCCAAAAGUAGCUCGAGCUAAUGAUGUUGAUGAUUCAACUAAAAGAUUUAAAUAUCUUUUAGGUUUAACGCCAUUAUUUCGAUAUUUUAUAGAUCUUAAUGCAUCUAAAGAUGUUCAAUUUAAAAAGAGAAUAAGAGAAAUUGAUAAUAAACUUUCAUUUGUUCAACCAAAGAAGAAGACUCAAAGACGUAGAAAGACUGAAAAGGAAGAAGAUGCAGAAUUAUUAGAAGAUGAAGAACAUAUUGAUGAUGAAGAUCAUCAUACAACAGUUUUAACCGAAUCUCCAACUUAUGUUCAACAAGGAGUACUUCGAGAAUAUCAAAUUCAAGGAUUAAAUUGGUUAAUAUCUUUAUAUGAAAAUAGAUUAAGUGGAAUAUUAGCUGAUGAAAUGGGGUUAGGUAAAACUUUACAAACUAUAUCAUUUCUUGGAUAUUUAAGAUAUAUUAAGAAUAUUGAUGGACCAUUUAUUGUAAUAGUACCUAAAUCAACUUUAGAUAAUUGGAGACGAGAAUUUGCUAAAUGGACUCCAGAAGUUAAUGUUGUUGUACUUCAAGGUAAUAAAGAUGAAAGAAAUAUUCUUAUUCAAGAUCGAUUAUUAACUGCUGAUUUUGAUGUAUUAGUUACAUCAUUUGAAAUGGUUAUACGAGAAAAAUCUCAAUUAAAAAAAUUUAGAUGGGAAUAUGUUGUUGUUGAUGAAGCUCAUAGAAUUAAAAAUGAAGAUAGUUCAUUAUCACAAAUUAUUCGAGUAUUUUAUUCAAAAAAUCGAUUAUUAAUUACGGGAACUCCUUUACAAAAUAAUUUACAUGAACUUUGGGCUUUACUUAAUUUCUUAUUACCUGAUGUAUUUGGAGAUUCAGAAGUAUUUGAUCAAUGGUUUGAAAAUCAGGGUGGAGAUGGAGAUGAUGAUAAAGAAAAAAAUCAAGAUAAAGUAAUUCAACAAUUACAUCAACUUUUAAGUCCAUUUUUAUUAAGAAGAGUUAAAUCAGAUGUUGAAACUUCUUUAUUACCAAAAAUUGAAACAAAUGUUUAUAUUGGUAUGACAGAUAUGCAAAUUCAAUGGUAUAAAAAAUUAUUAGAAAAAGAUAUUGAUGCAGUAAAUGGAGUUGUUGGUAAACGAGAAGGUAAAACUAGAUUAUUAAAUAUUGUAAUGCAAUUAAGAAAAUGUUGUAAUCAUCCUUAUUUAUUUGAUGGAGCAGAACCUGGACCUCCUUAUACAACUGAUGAACAUUUAAUAUUUAAUGCUGGUAAAAUGGUAAUUCUUGAUAAAAUGCUUAAAAAAUUUGAAAAGGAAGGUUCAAGAGUUUUAAUAUUUUCUCAAAUGUCAAGAUUACUUGAUAUUUUAGAAGAUUAUUGUUAUUUUAGAGAAUAUAAAUAUUGUAGAAUUGAUGGUUCAACAUCUCAUGAAGAUAGAAUUGAUGCAAUUGAUCAAUAUAAUGAUCCUGAAUCUGAUAAAUUUAUAUUUUUAUUAACUACAAGAGCUGGAGGUUUAGGAAUUAAUUUAACAAGUGCUGAUAUUGUUAUAUUAUUUGAUUCAGAUUGGAAUCCUCAAGCUGAUUUACAAGCUAUGGAUAGAGCUCAUAGAAUUGGACAAAAGAAACAAGUUAAAGUUUAUAGAUUUGUUACUGAAAAUGCUAUUGAAGAAAAAGUUUUAGAAAGAGCUGCACAAAAAUUAAGAUUAGAUCAAUUAGUUAUUCAACAAGGUAGACAAAUGAAUGCAAAUAAUACUAUUGGAAAUUCAAAAGAUGAUUUAAUUGGAAUGAUUCAACAUGGAGCUAAAAAAGUAUUUGAAUCUCAAACUGGUGAUAAAUCUAUACUUGAUGAUGAUAUUGAUGCAAUUUUACAAAGAGGAUCAGAAAAGACAUUAACAUUAAAUGCAAAAUUUAAUAAAUUAGGAUUAGAUGAUUUACAAAAUUUUACAUCUGAUUCAUCAGCUUAUGAAUGGAAUGGACAAAAUUUUGCUAAAAAGGAAAAUUCUGGUGGAUUAGGAUUUUCAUGGAUUAAUCCAUCAAAGAGAGAAAGAAAAGAACAAACUUAUUCUGUGGAUAAUUAUUAUAAAGAUGUAUUAAAAACUCAACCAGUAUCUAAUUCCAAAGCUGAAAAAUUUAAACCAAAAGCUCCAAAAGUAUAUAAUAUUCAAGAUCAUCAAUUUUUUCCUGAAGGAUUAGCCGAAAUUCUUGAACGAGAACAAUUAGCUUAUAGGAAAGAAAUUGGAUAUAAAUAUACUGUAGCCGAUUUUGGUGAUAGUGAUGAAGAAUUUUUAGCUGAUGAAUUUAAAGAUGAUUUAAGUAGAGAACAAAAGAAAAUAAAAGCUCAAGAAAAAGUUGAUUCAGUUAUACCAUUAACUGAAGAAGAACAAGAAGUUAAAACUCAAUUAUUAGCAGAAAGUUUCCAUGGUUGGACAAGAAGAGAUUUUACAAAUUUUAUUCAUGCAUCAGCGAAAUAUGGUAGAAAUAAUACUGAAAAGAUUUUUAAAGCUUUAGGUAAUAAAUCAUUUGAAGAAGUUGAAAGAUAUAUUAAGAAAUUUUGGGAAAAUUAUACAAAAAUUGAAGGUUAUGAUAAAUAUAUAACACAAAUUGAAAGUAGUGAAAAGAAACUUGAAAAGAUGUUAAAUCAACAAAAAUUAUUAGCCUAUAAAAUGGAGAAUUUAGAAGAUCCAUUAGAAGAUUUAAAAAUUCAGUAUCCUCCAAAUAAUUCUAAACGAGUUUAUUCAAAAGCUGAAGAUAGAUUCUUAUUAAAUUGUGUUCAUAAAUAUGGAUUAUUUACUGAGAAUUUACUUGAAAAGAUUAAAGAAGAAAUUAGUUUAAGUGAUAUAUUUAGAUUUGAUUGGUAUAUGUUAUCUCGAACUCCUCAAGAAAUUGGGAGAAGAAUUAAUACUUUACUUUUAGCUGUUACAAGAGAAUUAGAUGGACCUAAGAAGAGAGGUAGAACAUUAGAUAGUUCAAAUGCUAGUUCUCGUCAUGGAUCAGUUGAACCACAAGCUAGUAGUAUAAUUAAGAAACGAGCUAAAAUAAAUUGAAUUGACGUUAAAAAUAAAACAAGGGGGUAAUACAUACAUUUUAUAGAAUACAUAGCU